Molecule: messenger RNA, 3045 nt
Organism: Racocetra fulgida
Lineage: Eukaryota; Fungi; Glomeromycota; Glomeromycetes; Diversisporales; Gigasporaceae
Source: the annotation of a GenBank genome assembly
ACAACUUUUGAAUCAAGUAUAAAAAUGGCUCAACGUAGACGACAAUUGAUUAUUGAUUUAAAUAAUUACGAGCUUCCGGCCACAAUAACGCGGCUAGAUACGGUUCGCGAAAAGUUGAUCCGGGAACUUUCUCAGCAAUAUCCCGAUCUUUCCAAUGUAACUUCAAAGGAACUCUCAUUAUUUCUUGGUCACUUUCAAAAGUUUCAGGAAGAUGCUUUAGGACGUUUAGCUCCACGAUUCGAUAAGAGUCCCCCUAAAAUCCCUGCAAAACUAUUUAAAUUGGAACCACCGCCUGGUCAUAACUCACCGAUCUAUCAUAUUAUUCGUGCAGCAUAUAAAUUUCGUGGACAAAAAAAAUGGAAACGUUGGGAUUGGGAGAUCAGAAAUCACUUGGAAUCUAAAGGAUUGAUCAAAAAACCUAUGAUAUUACUUGGAGAAUCUGUGGCAGGGGGUACACAUAGACAAGAACUAAUCGAGCAUAUAAAUAAUUUGGGAGCGACACAUAUUAUACAUGCUACAAAUGAGCAUAAUUAUGAUGCAGACGAAGAAUGGUACAGAUCUUUAGAAAAAAAGGAUGGUAAAGUUUUGUUACAUUGGUGGUAUUACCCAGAUUCAUAUGACUCAUGGCUGGACGAAGCCGACCAUGCAGAUCCUGAACCAAAUCCCAUUCAUCACGGUCCCUGGAAAGUAUCAGAACGAUGGCUUAGAGAUAGUGCUGAAUUUAAUGAAUGGAUGAACGAAGAAGACUACGAGAUAACUGAUUCAAAAUUGAAUGUUGAAGAACAAUCUGGUAUUUCAGAAUCAGAAGCUUCACCAUCACACAAACGAACCUUGGAUUCUUUAGAAUCACCUUCGAACAUGGAUGUUGAUGUUCGCCUAACAACUGAUGCCAAGCGUCCGAGAUUAAGAUCACCAGACCAUGACGCCGUGCCAGAACACCCAAAUAUGUCACUUGUAGAUAUUGAACAAGAAGCUUCACGUGUAGUAGGAAUUCGUACGAGGAAAAACGAAUUUGAUCCCGUAAUUGGUGGGGAAAUUGCAAAUAUUUCACAAUUAGUUCCACCAGAAAGAACUACCAAGGAAGAUACACAGCAGGAUCUUGAAGAUCCUGAAGCUAUAGACGAGAAUGUAGACAGAGAUAAUGUAACGUCAGACAUGGAAGGUGUUCGAAUUCCUGCAAACAAUAAUAACAUUGACGUUGAGAUGACCGAACAAGAGCAAAAUAAUAUGUCCAGUGGACGUACCGAGCAUAAAGUUUCGCCUAAUUCUGCAGCAAAAGAGUUGGACGAAGACGAAAACAUGACAACUACAGACGAUAACAGGCAGCUAGAAGAUGAUGCGAAUGAACCUUUAUCUGAUACCGUUAUCCCACAAGAGGUCCUUUCUGCCAAUGAUGAAGACGAAAAGAAAAGACUUGAAGAAGAGGCCCGUAAAUAUUUAUCAGAACAAACACAAGAAAUUGUGAUUCCUUCGGAUUUUAUAAUAAAUACUUAUCGCCUUAAUCCUGGAGAAUAUCUGACAGUCACAGCCUGUCGUAGGAAUUUGGCUGGUGAUGUGUGUGCGGUUAUUCGUUUACAUGCUUUUUUAGAACAGUGGGGUUUAAUUAAUUAUCAAGUAAUUGGGCCUUCUUUUACAGGACAUUUUCGUAUCACAGCAGAUACACCAAGAGGACUUCAACCUUUUCAACCACUUGGAGCUUCGGCUGCCUUAUCGAGUUCUGUUGCGACCACGUCUACAGUUAACACAGCAGUUGGUAUCACUACUGAAUCAUCUGCUACUGCAAAUCUAAAAGUAGAUAAAGUUUUUGGUCUUCGCCAAAAUGUCUAUCAAUCUGGAAUGAAUACAGCUGCCACUCCGGGCUCACAAGAUGAAACUGGUAGUGUUGCUGCUGAUUCAGGAUCAAAUGAACAAAAACAAUACAAUUGUGUUACAUGUGGUGUUAACUGUACUCGUGUUCGUUAUCAUAGUGUAAAGACUCAAAACUUUGAAUUAUGUCCAAAUUGUUAUUUGGAAGGACGGUACCCUACAUCAAUGUAUAGUGGUGACUUUUUGAAAAUGGAGGAAACACCGUUCAAGCAUGCACAAGAUGAUGACUGGACAGAGCAAGAAAAUUUAAGUCUUUUAGAAGGUGUAGAAUUAUAUGAAGAUGAUUGGAAUAAGAUUUCUGAACAUGUUGGCACUCGAACUCGGGAGCAAUGUAUUUUACACUUUUUGGAAUUCCCAAUUGAAGAUCCUCUUAAUGAAACUAAAAUGUCGGAUCUGGGACCACUUCAGUAUCAACGUAUACCUUUUAGUCAAGCGGAUAAUCCUGUUAUGUCAGUGGUUGCUUUCUUAGCGUCAGUAGUUAAUCCAGGCGUCGCAGCAGCAGCAGCAAAGUCUGCGUUGAAAGAACUUUCCAUUCACAACAAAAAAUCUGCAAACAAAGAAAUAAAUGGCGUCAACGGAAUAAGAUCCGGUGAUCCAAGUGAAACAGCUGCAAGUACACCAAUGAAUGAUGUUAAAAAUAAUGAUGAAAUGGAUACAGAAGGAGUAACUGAGCUGAAACCAGAUCCAGAACAGACUCCAGAAGAAGCAACGACCUCUGAUUCUACUGUUCCUCGUCCAAAACUAUUAGAAAGAGCUGGAGCAACAGCAAUGGGUGCGGCAGCUGCGAAGGCAAAAGUACUUGCAGACUAUGAAGAACGAGAAAUUCAACGCCUUGUCAACGCAGUCAUUGAAAACCAGUUGAAAAAACUUGAGCUUAAACUUCAGCAAUUUGAAGAAUUAGAAAAUGCACUUGAGAACGAAAAGAAAGAACUAGAGAAACAACGUCAAUUGCUGUACAAUGAACGUUUAGCAUUCAAAAAAAACACUAUAAUGAUGCAGGAGCAAUUAAGAAAUGCACAAGCUGGUAGUAGCGGACCAAAACCUUCAACAAGUGGGCAUGGUUAUCUAAAUUCAAGCAAUAGUCGGAUUAUAUCAAAGCUUGAAUUUCAACAGCAACAGCAAAUUCGUCAACCAGUUGGACCAUUAAGUCAAGAGCAAGGAAAUGAGGAUCCUCAAUAG